CACACACACACACACACACACCCUCACCUUACCUCUCUUCCUGGUCCUUUCUCAUCCCUCCAUCUCACAGACACUUUCAGGGAAAGGAAAGUCCGAUCUUGUUAAUCCAUUUUUAUAUCAUAGCUAUUCAUGAGUUGCCAUUUCUGAUGUCAAAGUGUCUUCAGUGGAUUCAUUUGAACUCAAAAAUCAACGUCAAUUUCUAUUUCCUCUUGUGAAUAAAUCGGUGUUUAUGUCGGGUGAGUUAGUGGGGCCUUUGAUUUCACCUUACAUUUAUUUAUGCAUAAGGUUGCGUUUAUUGUCAAAAGCGUAUACCCCAUCUACAUGAUAACCCUCCUCAUUUUGGUACAGUAUUCUGCCUCAAAUAAUAGUAUUGUGUAGAAUAUUCAAAUGAGCUAAAAACGUACAUGGUAAUCUAGUAUCAAAAUGUAGUUGGCAAAUGUUUUAUAUAUUUUUGAUGCAUGAUUUAUUAUUUAUGUUUGUCUUGCAAGUAUUAAAAGCUCAAGGAAGUAUACUAUAUUGUUGAAAAGACAGCUUAAUUAUAGAAAUUGGUGAAGAUAUUCAUGUGGAUGAAAUAAAUUAGGGAAACUGGUUUGUAAAAGUCACCUACUUCUACAAACCAGAAAUUUGCUCAGAUUCAUCUCUAUGUUCACAUGAAAUUUGAGUGGCCAAAUAUGAAUUCAUCUUUUGGGGAAGGUUUUGCAAAUGGUAAGCGCAAACUAGGGUUAGUAAAACAGAAGUUGUACCAUCAUGAAACCAUGUCCCCGCGACAAACGUUAAAGCUUCUUAAACUUCUCUCCCCGUCUAAAACUUCUAAUUUUGACCUUAAUCUGACAGGCAAGCCCUUUCAUAAAACUUAAACAGGAAGAAAAACUCCUGUAAAAUCUUCAAUUAGGUAAAAAACAAAAAUCGAUUUAACCCAUGAUAAUAGGAAAGAACAUUUGUAUUUAUUGUAUAGAUUUUAUUUUCAAAUAAAAUAUUUCAUAGGGACCUGAUUAUAUUUUCUUAAAAUCAAAAAUGUGUAUCAGAAUAUUUGAAGAUGCAUGAAUGUAUUCUUUUCACAAAUGUUUGCCAUUCUCAAUUUGUAGAAUCCCAUUUUAAAUCCCUGCCUUAUUGCUCAUUGGUGCACUCGGUCUGAGCCAUAUAUAGAUGCAUAUUUACCCAGCAUGCCAUGCUGGACGGUUCAUAAUUAUGUCCUGGGCAAUAGGCAAUAUCAUAAUUUAAAAGUUUCCUCUGUAUAGUGAUGAUUCUCUAACCUGAAUCGUUUGUAAAGCUGGAUUGUGUGUGCUUCAUUAGACAUCUAGUUUAAGAAUAAAAAACAUAACUAUCAAGACAUACUUCAUACAUGGAGUAUGUCUACGACUAGAGGAUUUGACACUUUUCUAACUCUGGGUGUCAUGGUCAUACACCUAUGAGCUUAGUUUACCAAAUUAAUUGUUAUUUAGUGGGGUUUCCAUACACCAACAAAACGUAAUCUCUGUCCAGGGCGUUUUAUAUGCUAUAGUUCCCCCAUAGACGCACAAUGUGUUGAUGCUACAAACUGAUAGGAAUUUUGUCUGCUGUGACCCCUUAUUCAAAGUUAUGUCUUUUUUUUUCCAAUUUUAGGUUUGUGUACAAUCCAUACAACCUCUUGCAUAUUAUCUAUAUGAAUUAUCAGCUUUGUUUCUUUAUAUAUAUGUCCUGUUCACCCUGCAUGGCCCCAUAUGUGUAAGACCUAUGACUUUGUACAUUUCGAACAGAAAUACUAUUGUAAGAUGUCAGCAUGUGUUGUGAAAUGCAGGAAGUGUUGAAUAGAAUUGAAGUCUUCAUUAGUGUGCUCUAAUUGUUAUAAAACACUAUUAAUUGGUCCCAUGCAUGCAUUGGACAAAUGUAUACCAGAUGUUUUGGAAUUUAAUAGCUAUUCUAGGUGAUGUGAGUGCGGUUCCCAUGGUGCAACGUGCUUGGACUUGAAAGAUGUAGUCCCCCUGAUCCCAUGUACAGCCUCCACUGCCAAUGUGGAGCAACUCCAAACCCAUCCAUGUUUUAGUGUUCGGUUGAGGCUUUUGUGUUAUAACCAUUCUAACUGCCCCUAGUUGUCACAAGUGCAGAUACUAACAAAAGUAAAAAUGGUCACCAUUGCAGAAUACUAACAAACGUGAAUCCUAGGCUUUUAAUCAUAUCUGAUGCUGUGAUGCUGUGUGUCGCCAUGUUCUCUGCUGUAAAUGGCCGAUCUGUAACUCAUUCACGUGAAGAGGGGACGGGUACCUCCCUGUGUGGGUCUACUUAGGGGACAUUCAGGUUCAUUUUGGGAGCCUUCCUCUGACUUCCCCUUCUGGAUAUAUGUGAUCCGACGGCAUCCAGGCGACUCGCUCCCCAAAGUCGCCUAUACAUUCCAUCCCAUCUCUUCCCUUGAUAGGUUUACUGUGUUGAGAACUUGAUUUAUGUAACCCGGGGGGGGGGGUGCUAUCUAGAUGGGUCUGAUGCAUUCACAUGUCCUCAACUGUGACGACCCAGGGACACCCACUGCAGAGGGCCCUCUGCUGUCCGUCCCCCCCCCCCCCCCAACCCGGGCUAUGGUUUGCAAAAAAAAAAAGUUGUAUUGGUGUUUUUUUUGUGGUUGCAGUAAACCCUUUUCUUUUCAUGAUGAUGGCUCGUAUGUCAUACUGAGUUUAUGCGUGUGCCUUGUGAAUAAACAUGUAUGAUGAAUUGGUGUAGGUCGAGAUAUAUUUCACUUUCUCUGCUCUUUUAAGUCCCCUUGUUAUGUAUUGUCAAUGGAUGUUGUUAUUGAUCAUGUGUCUGGUGUAUAGGUCUACGGGGAACAGUGUGUAUUGUCAUCACUAUUGCAAUAUCAAUGGCUUGGUGAUGUGGGGAAAAUAUUGUUCAGUUUAUAGUUUAUAUAGAGUUUAUAGAUGGCAUAUUGUUAGCGCAGAAAUCCAUUCAUUUCGAUUAAAUCAGGCAAAAUCCUAGUUUUUAAUUUAUUUUCAUGUGAGUAUAAGAAAGUGUGCAAUCCUGGUUUUUUUUCAAUUUCAAUGCAGGUAGAAAAAAAUAUUUUCUGCAGAUCAUUAUUCGAAUGUCAUUACGGUAGGUGUUAUUACAAUGUUGCAACAAUGCGAUAUUUGCAAUUUGAGGACUAUGUGAGGAAAAUCCUUCUCAUUGCAGACGGAUCCAUCUACCUUGUGGCCCGCCUACAAGGCGUGGUGUUGUAUCCCAUUUCCUAAACUAUUUCAUUGGAGGGGGGAUCCUAAAACAGCAUCUAUGGCCGAGCUCGAGGGGAAGCUGACACAAUGUUUUUUACAGCAACGCUCUGAGAUUGAUUAAUCAACUCAUCACCUUUCAAUUAGGGUCCUGUAAACAAAUAAAACAGCAGUGAUGCCGCCCCCAUCUGACAUUGUGAAAGUUGCAAUUGAAUGGCCUGGUGCCAAUGCGCAGCUUAUUGAGAUCGACCAGAAAAAGCCUUUGUCUUCAAUUGUGAGGGAGGUAUGUGAUGGGUGGUCGCUGUCUGGGGCAGAGCAGUUUGCCCUCCGAUAUGCAGACGGGCCCCAGCUCUACAUCACAGAGCAGAGUCGGUGUGACAUCAAGAAUGGAACCAUCCUGCGCUUAGCCAUUUCUCCUGCCCGUGCAGCUCGUCAGUUGCUUGAAAGGAUCCAGUCCCAUGGCAUCGACGCGCGCCUGGAGGCCCUGAAGGAGCUGGCCAAGCUCUCCGCCGACCCCACCUUCGCCGCCGAGUUCAUCACCAUGGAGGGCAUUGGCACGCUGGCCCGGCUCGUGGAGAGUGGCACUCACUUUGGCGAGAUGCUGGCGUUCACCCUCACAGCCUUUCUAGAGCUGAUGGAUCAUGGCAUAGUUUCCUGGGACCUUCUUUCCCUCUCCUUCAUAAAACAGAUCGCAGGCUACGUGAACCAGCCCAUGGUGGACGUGUCCAUCCUGCAGCGCUCGCUGGCCAUCCUGGAGAGCAUGGUGCUCAACAGCCACAGCCUGUACCACCGCGUGGCCCAGGAGAUCACCGUGGGACAGCUCAUCGGCCACCUGCAAGUGUCCAACCAGGAGAUCCAGACCUACGCCAUCGCCCUCAUCAACGCUCUGUUCCUGAAGGCCCCCGAGGACCGGCGACAGGCGGAGUGUACUAACCCACUGGAUCAGCAGCUCACUGAGAUGGCGAGCACUCUGGCUCAGAAACACCUGCGCUCCAUCAUCCUCAAUCAUAUCAUCAGAGGAAACCGGCCAAUCAAAGCAGAGAUGGCCCAUCAACUUUAUGUUCUUCAGGUGCUGACCUUUAACCUUUUGGAAGAACGUAUGAUGACCAAGAUGGAUCCGAAUGACCAGGCUCAGAGAGACAUCAUCUUUGAGCUGCGCAGGAUUGCGUUUGAUGGAGAGAAUGACACGGGGGGCACAGAGAAGAGGAAGGCCAUGUACACAAAGGACUACAAGAUGCUGGGCUUCACCAACCACGUGAACCCCGCCACGGACUUCACCCAGACGCCCCCCGGCAUGCUGGCCCUGGACAACAUGCUGUACCUGGCCAAGCUGCACCAGGACACCUACAUCAGGAUCGUCCUGGAGAACAGCAGCCGCGAGGACAAGCACGAGUGUCCGUUUGGCCGCUGCGCCAUCGAGCUGACCCGCAUGCUGUGUGAGAUCCUGCAGGUCGGAGAGCUCCCGAAUGAAGGCUGCAACGACUACCACCCCAUGUUCUUCACCCACGACCGGGCCUGGGAGGAGUUCUUCUGCGUCUGCAUCCAGCUGCUCAACAAGACAUGGAAGGAGAUGAGGGCAACGGCUGAGGACUUCAACAAGGUGAUGCAGGUGGUCCGGGAGCAGAUCACCAGGGCGCUGGCCAUGAAGCCGGCCUCCCUGGACCAGCUGAAGAGCAAGCUGCGCAGUCUGAGCUACUCUGAGAUCCUGCGUCUCCGCCAGACGGAGAGAAUGAGCCAGGAUGAUUUCCAGUCUCCACCAAUCAUUGAGCUGCGGGAGAGGAUCCAGCCCGAGAUCCUGGAGCUCAUUAAGCAGCAGCGCCUCAACCGCCUGUGCGAGGGAAGUUGUUUCCGCAAGCUGGGGAACCGCCGGCGGCAAGAGAAGUUCUGGUUCUGCCGCCUCUCCCUGAACCACAAGGUGCUGCACUACGGGGACCUGGACGAGUCCCCACAGGGGGAGGUUCCCUUUGAGCUGCUCAGCGACAAGAUUCACGUGUCAGACGUAAAGUCUGUGGUUACGGGGAAGGACUGCCCACAUAUGAAAGAGAAAAGUGCGCUGAAACAGAACAAGGAGGUGCUGGAGCUAGCAUUCUCUGUUUUCUACGAUCCUGAUGAGACGCUGAACUUUGUAGCGCCAAACAAAUAUGAGUACUGCAUUUGGACCGACGGGCUUUGUGCGCUGCUGGGCAGAGAGAUGAGCAGUGACCUGACACGCAGCGACCUGGACACUCUCAUCAACAUGGAGAUGAAGCUCCGCCUCCUGGACCUGGAGAACAUCACCAUUCCCGAAGCCCCGCCCCCUGUGCCAAAGGAGCCCAGUUCAUACAACUUCACCUACAACUACAGUUGAGGUGUGCGUGCAGGAGUCUGUGUGUGUGUGUGUGUGUGUGUGUGCGUCCGUCUGUCUGUGCGAGUGUGUUAUUUGUGUGCAUGAGUAUAGUAGGUACGGGCAUACUCUAGUUCGAGAGUAGAUAAAUAUAAAGUCAAAAAUAAUUGUGUCUAUUUUUAGCUACAUCACAGGACUAUUUUGUUUAGCCCUUGAUACUGCAUUCUAGCUUCAUGAUUAUAUUCUAUUUGUAUCUGAGUAAUUAGCUUUUACAUUCUUAAAAGAUGCUGCCAAGGAGAUGUGGUAGGUGUAGUCAUUUGUGGGUUAUUCACCUUGGCCUCCAUAUUCGACAAAAUAUAUUGUGCAACAGUUAGCGAGUGACUGACAUUCCAUUAUCGUUAGAUUAUAUAAAAAGCCCAUGUUUGUCAGAUACAUUUCUGAAAAAACAAGUAAUGGACAACUAAAAGCCUACUCACCAGAUUAAUCACAAGUAACCUUGAAGUAUUAAUCCUUGAUAAGGAAUCAAAUUUAAACCAAGAAUUUAAAAAGCUACAUUCCUAUUAUGUAUACGUGUGUGUGUGUGUGUCCGUGAAUCAAUUUGUGCCAAUUCAGAUUUAAAGAUUUUGUCUUUAAAGAUAGAGCAAAGUUUUGCCUGCUUUAAAUAAUCGGCAAAAGAUAAUCCAUACGGUACUUAUCCAUAAGGAAAAUAUUGUCUAAAUCAGUCAUAACACUAUAAAACCUGUUUUUUCUCGCAAAAAACACAGCCUUAGCAGUAAUAAUGUCUAUAUAUUUCAAAACAUUUUUUGUGAUAGUUAUGCGUUUUUUCUCACUGCAUUUUGUUACUCCAUCUGGUGUGCCCUCACAAAAAAAAAAAACUUCUCACACUUCUAAUGCUAAAAUAUUCUGCUCAGUCGUUUUUUUAAUCCUGAGUCUUCAGGCCUCUUUAAUUAUCAUCUUUUUUUUAAAGUUCAUAUCAACGAAGACCAUUUCCCCAGCCUUGCCUUAGUACAAGUGCUGCAAGUAAAAUGUCGGAAAUGUGUUUCAUAAACAUGAAACAGCUCGCAUUUUUGCAUUUCAAGCAGUCUUGAUGGUGUGCGUAAAAACGUAAAAAUAUAUUUCAUUUGAUUUUUAUAAUUUCAAUAUGUUUAUUGCGUAUUUUUCGUGUUGUAUUUGUGUUACUUUUAUCUUCUAUGGGUAUUCAUUGCGAGUGGAUAUUGUCAUUUCAAAUGCAGAAUAUAAAUAUAUUUUUAUAAACUAUUGUGUAACUUUGCCGGCUGUGAAACAAAAUUGAUAAUGACGUAGUCACACUGGUCUAUUUAGUCAACCCUCGGUACGGCCUCUGUAACGGCAGUCAUGUCGUCUCAUGGGGACAGUUUAUAUGUAUUGGCAUUUAUUAUUUGUUGAAAAAAGUAAAAUCAUGAAUGUCACGUGUUUCAAUACUAAUAUGACCGGUUGACCUUUUCCAGGUAACAAAAAAUUGAAGUAAAUAAUGCCUUUUACUGCUGAUCCUGUGGCAGCGCUAGUGAGUUCUCUUUGAAAUGUGUAUGAUUUCAUGUGGCAGGUGGUGAUGUAUUUUGUAUUUUAUUUUUAUCUUUUGUAUUUUAUUUUGCUCCUCAAAUGUUGAAGCUGCUAUCAGAAUAGUGUACAGCAACAGCUAUAAUUCAUCAGUAACCACCAACAAACGUUUGUUGUUGCGCUGGAUGUACUAACUCUGGACACUUGGAGGUCUGAGCAUCUUGCUUGACCCGCUAAACCACUUAUAGCUACUUGCUAGUGCUAGUUACAAAUGACGUGUUGUAAAGUACAAAAUAACAACAUUCAAUCUAAAUAUGUUUUUCAUAAUUAGAUACCUGUAUAUAUAGUGUGUUACUUCAUUGAAACAUGUAUGUGUGAAUAAAUACAAAG
Molecule: messenger RNA, 7398 nt
Organism: Gadus chalcogrammus (walleye pollock)
Lineage: Eukaryota; Metazoa; Chordata; Actinopteri; Gadiformes; Gadidae
Gene: elmo2
Product: engulfment and cell motility 2
Exons: 23
Coding region: 3346-5517 (723 amino acids)
Biological process (GO): actin filament organization; cell motility
Source: RefSeq, a predicted model, not a curated record